AUGUCUGGGACAUUAUGGAAUGAGCUGGGAAUUGCAUUCCCGAAUGACAAGAAUGGAAGUAGAAUCAUCUUCACGAGUCGAUCUUCUAAUGUAGCUUCACAGGUUCAAUAUGGUGGAGAACCUCACUAUCUUCGCCCACUCAGUGAGAAAGAAAGUUUUGAAUUACUUCAGAAGAAGGUAUUUGGAAAAGAAGAUUGUCCUCAAGCAUUGCAUGGAUUGGGAAUGGAGAUUGCCAAAAAGUGCAGGGGAUUGCCACUUGCACUUGUUGUUGUAGCUGGAGUCCUAGCAACUAUAGAGCGUGAUAUUUGUGUUUGGGAAGAAUUUGCUGAAAGUUUAACUUCGACCAUGGUGUCUGGUACAGACCAGUGCAAGAAGUCAUUGGAGCUCAGUUAUGAGCAUUUACCAUAUCACUUGAAGGCAUGCUUGCUGUAUUUUGCUGCAUUUCGAGAAGAUGAAAAAAUUGGUGCCAAGAAUUUGAUGCGUCUAUGGAUUGCAGAAGGCUUUGUGGAAAAAGUUGAAGGAAAGAGGUCAGAGGACACUGCAGAAGAAUAUCUGAUGGACCUAAUUGGUCGAAAUUUAGUUAUGGCAAGUGAAAGCAGGUCCAUUGGUGGAGUCAAAACUUGUUACAUUCACGAUUUGAUAUUUGAGUUCUGUAAGACAGAGGCAAAGGCAAAGAAUUUUCUUCAGGUCCUGCGAGGAUAUGAUGAGCUUUCUACCUUUAAUGUACCUCCCUACCUACAUCGAUUGUCCAUUUGCUCCAGUGGAGAAGAUUUUAUAAAGUCAAAGCUAUUUUGUCCACAUUUAGGUACUCUGCUAUUCUUUGAUGCUACUCCAGGAGAUGAGUUUGAGUUGCGUAACAUCUCAUUCCUUUUUUGCAUCUACAAACAUCUUGAAGUUUUGAAUUUAGAGGACAUUAACCUGAGGCUGAAGGAGCUUCCAACUGAAGUCGAAUCACUUCUUUGUUUGAGGUACUUAGCCCUUAAAGGUCGGACCAUGGAAUUCAUUCCACCAUCUAUAGCCAAGCUCUCACAUUUGGAAACCUUCAUUCUAAAUUCUUGCAUGACGGUUUCAUUGCCAGAUAGCAUCUGGAACAUGAAGAAUUUGAGGCAUGUCUAUGUAAGGGGUGACGUUGCUAUUGGUCUUUCUUCCAAUGACAAUAAUGUUGUUGAAAACCUCUCCAAUUUAGACACACUCUCUACUCUGUGUAUUUAUUUUGAUCAAGGGGGAGAGAACAUAUUGAGAAGGAUUCCCAACGUUCGCCGACUUAAAAUUUUCUGUUUGGCACUAAAUGCACUAAAUAGAGCAUGCCGCAACAUGAGUCAGCUAGAAUGCCUAGAAUCACUCACCUUGGGGAGCUUCAACUUCUCAGGUUCACGAGAACAUGUCGAGCUUUCUUUUCCCAUGAAUUUGAAAAAGUUGUGUCUUUCCUUCCUGGGCCUUCCCUGUAGGAAAAUGUCAUUGAUUGAACAACUACCCAAUCUUGAAGUCCUCAAAUUAAGAGUUCAGUCAAUGGAGGGCCAAAAAUGGGAGCUGAUGGAAGGAGGAUUCCCUAAACUCAGGGUCUUGACUUUGUCUGAAUUAGACUUUGUGGAGUGGACAGAGACAGACCCUCACAGUGAUGAUUACUUCCCGUGCCUUCAGCAAUUAAAACUCCUCAAAAAUUCUAAUUUGGAAAUGGUGCCUGCUUGUUUAGGGCGUAUAUCUACUCUUGCAAACAAUUAAGGUCAGAUUUUGCAGAGAUGGUGUUGACUCUUUAGUACGGAAAAUUGAAGAAGCACAGAAAAAUUAUGGAAAUGAGAAUCUGAAGGUCAUCAUCAUAGGUUGAAGGGCAUCAAGCUGGUUGCAAUAUCUGGGAGUUUUUCCACUUGAGAUUGUAGUUGGUCAUCUAUGCGGUCUGGCUUUCUUUGGUGUUUUGUGGAAGAUGGAGGUAAAAGUUGAAAA
Messenger RNA from Coffea arabica (coffee), 1941 nucleotides. The record is from RefSeq and is a predicted model, not a curated record. NCBI's taxonomy places the organism in Eukaryota, Viridiplantae, Streptophyta, Magnoliopsida, Gentianales, Rubiaceae.